Closterium sp. NIES-65 is the source of this 534-nucleotide messenger RNA. Lineage: Eukaryota; Viridiplantae; Streptophyta; Zygnematophyceae; Desmidiales; Closteriaceae. The record is from the annotation of a GenBank genome assembly.
AUGUCUCUCUUUACUUCUUCUCUCCUCGGGCGACGAAGUGUGCUGCAGGCUCUGGCCACUGCAAGCGCCUCCACGACCACCACCGCCGCCGCCACCUCCUUGACCACCCCCUCCCCUGCCGCCGCCGCGUCCACCGACGCCCCCACCACCACUCCCGCCCCUGCCGCCUCCCCCGCCGCUGCCGCCACCACCCCCACCACUGCCACUAGUCCCCCCAGCCCCACCACCACCCCCACCGCCGCCACCACCCCCACCACCGCCUCCCCCGCCGUCACCUCCGCCUCCCUUGCCCCAUUUGCCCUUGCCGCUGCGGCGCCCGCUCGAAGCAGACGCAGUCCCGACCUUCUCAGCACCAAGGAGGUCGACAGCAGAAGCAGAGGCUACAGAGGGAAGAAGGGGGGAAGGGGAACACCCCUCAAAGAAAGGGGUGCGGGGGUCGCCACGAGAGGCACCUACAGCGACUAUGCUAGCCUCAACUGCAAGCAGUUCCUUCUCGAGGAGGGCAAUGGUGAGCUCAGUGGGGCAGCGAGCUAG